Molecule: messenger RNA, 733 nt
Organism: Diabrotica virgifera virgifera (western corn rootworm)
Lineage: Eukaryota; Metazoa; Arthropoda; Insecta; Coleoptera; Chrysomelidae
Exons: 4
Coding region: 69-539 (156 amino acids)
Source: RefSeq, a predicted model, not a curated record
CAUAAGGAUAUAAAAACAGAAAAUCCAAAUUGUUCGUACAUAGUUUUAUGUAGUGCUAGGCAAAUAAGAUGGCUACUAAAAUUUCAGUUAUUUUGUUUUUGUGCUUAGCUAUAUGGAAACAAAAUGCCGUUGAUGGAAAUAAGAAUUUACCAGGUAAUCUGAUAACUUAUGGUAACAGUCAGUACUUUAUUGCAGAUAAUGUUCGGCAAUGUUGGUGGGAAGCAUGGAGAUAUUGUAAAUCUCUUUACAUGGAUCUCGUCAGUAUUGAAUCACAAGAAGAAAAUAACUUUCUUUAUGAAAAGUUAAAGGAACGCUAUGGGAGUGGAGCCGAAUAUUCAUUUUGGACUGCAGGAGCCAAAAAGGGGAGAGGAUGGGUAUGGAAAACUACACGGCUUCCAAUCUACUACUUCAACUGGGAUCCCAAUGUCAACGCGGGAAACCGUAUAGAAGUGAGAUAUAAUGGUUUAACCGGACUUCACUGGAACGUUAAGCGUCAACAUUUUAGAGGCAUAUAUGCAAUUUGUGAAGCUGCUUUGUGAUGUGAAUUUUUAAACCGGUUGCUUAAACCGAUGCGCGAUGGUGCAGCUUGAAAUGUUACUAAUUAUAUCCCUACAUUGUAACACAGAUAAUAAAUUAAGUAGAUGUAUUUAAGUUACUAUAACAUGUACUUCAUAUAUGCAUACGUAGGGGUUCUUUUUAUAAAGAUUGAAUUUAUUAAAAAAAGAAAUUGGAA